UUUCAAAACUCCGCCAUGCACAUGCGCGUGGAGAGAACGAUGCUCCGCGCCCGACUUCGCACUGAGGAUAGCGACUGGCGCGACGCCGAGAUCAAGCUGAACCAAGUUAUUGGCAACAACGACGGCUGGUUCCAGUGGGGUGGCAGCGACCUCUCCGAGUCCACCCGCGAGUUGCGGUUGAGCAUCGAGGGUGGGGCCUGCUUGCCCAUCCUCCGUGCGGAGCUUCGCGACGAGCACGGCAACUGGAACACUCGCAAUCUGAACCUGGGCGAGCGCUUGAUCAAUCGGAAUGGUCACUUUGAACUCCGGUAG
Messenger RNA from Aspergillus uvarum CBS 121591, 312 nucleotides. RefSeq names its product CVNH domain-containing protein. The annotation marks the transcript as partial. The transcript is spliced from 2 exons. The record is from RefSeq and is a predicted model, not a curated record. Lineage: Eukaryota; Fungi; Ascomycota; Eurotiomycetes; Eurotiales; Aspergillaceae.